CCUCCCCCGGUUCUGAUUGGUACAUGCCGCGGCGCGAUCUCCGCAUCUUGGUCACCGUAUGGCGCCAUCCCCCUGACCCCUCACUGAUUCCCGCCCGAAAGUCACCGACUGGGGGGGAAUGUACUAAGUGGUGCACGGCGGAGAGUAACCCCCGGCCGCCGCCAUGGCGGACACCGACCUGACGGUGCCGGAGGAUAUGUUCAAGGAUGUGAAGUUCUACCUAGUGGGGGACCUGGAUCCUCAGAUCUGGACAAAUGUAUCUGAAAACCACAGACGAAAGUUAGAAGUCAGCAAGUCUGUUGUGCAGAUGCUAAAAGCGGGAAAGGCGAAAGAAGUCUCCUAUAAUGCCUUGGCUACACACAUCAUUGCAGAGGAUGGAGACAAUCCUGAGGUUGGCGAAGCCCGAGAGGUCUUUGAUCUCCCUAUAGUAAAACCCUCGUGGGUCAUAUUAUCUGUUCGAUGUGGAGUUCGUCUUCCUGAAAAUGGUUUUUCUCCAGAGUCUGGACAGAUAUUUUUUGGCGUGACAGCAUGCCUUUCGCAGGUGUCACCUGAUGACCGCAGCGCUCUCUGGGCACUAAUAACGUUUUAUGGUGGAGACUGUCAGCUGAGUCUCAAUAAAAAGUGUACUCAUUUAAUUGUUCCUGAGCCAAAAGGGACAAAAUAUGAAUAUGCUUAUCAACGUGAGAAUAUUAAGAUUGUCACACCAGACUGGGUGUUGGACUCAGUAUCUGGGAAGACCAGAAAAGAUGAAGUACCAUAUCACCCCCGUCUUAUAGUGUAUGAAGAAGAUGAAGAGGAGGAGGAGGAAGAUGAAGAGAUAGAAAAUGAAGAUCAAGAUUCUCAAAAUGGCAGCGCAGAUGAGGACAGAUAUUCUUCUAAAUCUAGUCCGAUUACAUCCCGUGAAGGAUCUCCUUUUCCUAAUCGGGAAUUUUCACCAAAGCGCAGCAGUGCUUCAAAAGUAAAGGAGGAACUGAUGUUUGAUGACUCCUCUGACUCCUCGCCUGAAAAGCAAGAAAGAAAUUUGAACUGGACCCCAGCAGAGGUCCCACAGAUGACUACUGCAAAGCGAAGGCUUCCCCAGGGCAAAGAUUCAGGACUGAUUAAUUUGUGUGCAAAUGUUCCACCUGUGCCAGGGAAUAUUCUGCCACCCGAAGCUCGAAGCAAUUUGCUUACAUCAGUCCCUGGAGCAGCAGGUUCAGAGAGACCUGAUCUGAUGGCUUUUCGUAGUCCGGCAGCAAGGACACUUAGAAACAUUACUAAUAGUGCUGAUAUACAGCAGAUUAAUAGACCAUCAAAUGUAGCACAUCUCUUACAAAGCCUUUCAGCCUCUACCAAGAGUUUAGAACAGCAAGGUAAUCAUUCCCAGCAAGGGCAUCCAAAUACGAUGUUGUUUAAUCAAGUCAAAUCCUUAACAACAGAAACACAACAUUUGUUACAGCCACAAUCACAUCAGACUCCACAACAGCCACAGCAACACCAUUCUCUGGUGCAGCUUCAGCCUCAACAACUUAUGCAACUGCAGCAGCAGCAACAACAGCAGCAACAGCAACAACAAAUUACCCAGCAAGUGUUUCCACCGCAUCAGUUUUCACAAGUAAACCAACCGCACCACUUCACUCAACUACAGUUCUCACAACAACAGCUACAUCGUCCACAACAGCAAACAAUGCAGCAUUUCCAACAACAGCAUGUACUGCAGCAACAGCUUCAACAGCUACAGCAGCAGCAACAUCUUCAGCAGCAGCAGAAUAUACAGCAGAUUCUUCAGCGUCAGCAGACACCUUCACAGCAACAGACAUUGCAGCAGCAACAACAAACAAUACAGCAACAACAGAGCCUUCAGACAAGCAUUCAGCAGCAACAGGCCCUUCAGCCAGCUUUACAGCAACAGGCGCUUCAACAACAGAAUCAGACUUUGAAUAUUCAACAAAGCAUACAGCAGCUUCAGCAACAGAAUAUACAGCAUUUAUCUAUGCAGCAAAAGCAGCAACUUCAGCAGCAUGCACUGCAACAACAGCAAAUUCAGCCUCACGCCUUGCAGCAGCAGAUUACGUCUCAUACACUGCAGCAACAACAGCAGCAAAUGCAGACCCAGACUUUGCAGCAGCAACAAAUCCAGUCACAGACCAUUCAACAACAGGUGCAGCCUCAGACUAUUCAGCAGCAUCAGGCACAAUCACAGCAAUCACAUCCACUUCAGGCACAAACCCUACCGCAACAGCAGCAUCAUGUACAGCCGCAAUCACUUCAGCAGCCGCAUCAAUUACAGCAACAGACACUUCAGCAACAUCAAAUUCAACCACACAAUAUUCAGCUUCAACAUCAAAUUCAGACACAGGCCCAUCAGCAGCAUCAAAUCCCAUCACAAAUGCUGCAACAGCAGACUCUUACGCAACAGCAACUACAGCAGCAACAACAAUCUCUACAGCUCCAGCAGCAACAACUUAAACAGCAACAAAUGCAGCAGCAGUCUAUGCUUCAGCAACAGCAAAUUCAGCAGCAAACGCUGCAGCAACAACAACAACAACAGAUUCAGCAAGCAACUCUUCAACAGCAGCCAUCUCAAAUUCAACAGCAAGCACUUAAACAAUCACAAAUUCAGCAAGUAGCAUUGCAGCAGCCGCAGAUCCAGCAGACAGCCAUUCAGCAGCCUUCACUACAAAGUCAACAGACUCAGCAGCAGCAGAAACACAACCUCCAGCAGAUGCAACAGCAGCUCCAACAGCAGCACUUUCAGCGUUUACAGCAGCGGCAAAUGCAAAAUCAGACCCCGCAGCUGCUAGGCCAGAUGCCUCAGCAGAUGCCACCUCAAGCACCUAAUCAACAGUCGGCUCAGUCUCAGCAGUUACAUGGUCAUGACCCGUCCCUAGAGAUUCCUGAAGACUGCUUCUUGAUGGGCUGUGUGUUUGCAAUUGCUGAUUAUCCAGAGCAGAUGUCUGAUAAGCAGCUUCUUGCAACGUGGAAAAGAAUAAUACAGACACACGGUGGUACUGUGGACCCUACGCUUACAAGCCGCUGUACUCAUCUAUUGUGCGAAAGUCAAGUCAGUAGCAUGUAUGCCCAGGCUAUGAAAGAACGAAAACGUUGCAUCACUGCUCACUGGCUGAACACAGUCUUGAAAAAGAAAAAGAUGGUGCCCCCUCAUCGAACGUUGCACUUUCCUGUUGCAUUUCCACCAGGGGGGAAGCCUUGUUCCCAGCAUAUCAUUUCAGUGACUGGGUUUGUGGACAGUGAUAGAGAUGACCUCAAGCUGAUGGCCUAUUUGGCAGGUGCCAAAUACACUGGGUAUCUGUGUCGCAGCAACACUGUUCUCAUUUGUAGAGAGCCCAGUGGUAUGAAGUAUGAGAAGGCUAAAGAAUGGAGAAUACCCUGUGUCAAUGCUCUAUGGCUUUGUGACAUUUUACUUGGAAAUUUUGAAGCCUUGCGCCAAAUUCAAAACAACCGGUACACAGUGUUUACCCUUCAAGAUCCACUUGCUCCUUCAUCGCAUCUGGUUUCAAAUCUCCUUGAUGCAUGGAGAAUGCCAAUAAAGGUGUCCUCAGAUGUGCUAAUGAGUAUCCGAAUUCCUCUGAAGCCCAAGCAGAAUGUACAAGCUGUUCAGCCAAAACGGCCAAGAAUUGAAGACCUGCCUCCUCCAACUAAGAAACUAUCUCCUGAUAUGACCCCACAUGUAAUGUUCACCGGAUUUGACCCAACUCAAAUUCAGCAGUAUGUUAAGAAACUUUACAUUCUUGGUGGAGAAGUGGUGGACUCUGCACAGAAAUGCACUCAUUUGAUUGCUAGUAAAGUCACGAGGACGGUAAAAUUUCUGACUGCGAUAUCUGUAGCGAAGCACAUUGUCACUCCAGAGUGGCUCGAUGAAAGUUUCAAGUGCCAAAAAUUUGUUGAGGAACAGAGCUACAUACUGCGCGAUGCUGAGGCUGAAGUGCUUUUCUGCUUCAGUUUAGAGGAGUCCCUAAAGAGAGCACAUGUUGCUCCCCUCUUCAAGGGCAAGUAUUUUUACAUUACUCCCGGGAUAUGCCCCAGUUUGUCAACAAUGAAAUCUAUUGUGGAGUGUGCGGGUGGAAAAAUCUUAACUAAACCCCCUUCUUUUCGGAAAAUUGUAGAGCACAAGCAAAAUAAGAGUUUAGCAGAGAUUAUCUUGAUAUCAUGUGAAAAUGAUCUACAUCUGUGCAGAGAAUAUUUUGCUGGCAGUAUAGAUGUCCACAGCGCAGAAUUUGUCCUCACUGGAGUUCUCACACAAACAUUGGAUUAUGAAUCAUAUAAAUUCACAUAAAUGCUUAUGAAAGCCCAGGAUCUUCUGAACCUUUGAAGAACAUUGUGUUGUCAGUCAUAUUGAAGGGCACCAAAUGUUUUUGCUCAUCUUGUGUUUCUGGAAAAGAUUUCCUUGGUGAACAUGCAGAAGUGGAUGGAGAAGUAAAUUAUGUGCAUCUCUUUUUUAGGAUGUGUAUUUUGUUAAAUUAACAGAAAAGAUUAUGUUUGUAUCAUAGUGUGGUAAGAAAAAAGAAAAAAAAACCUCAUGGGGUUUAAUACAUUUCCAUGGGUUUCUUGUUUAUUAUGUAAAAUAAUGAAGGUACUUGUAUUUUUGUGGGGGAGCGGACGAAAGGCUAAUGGUUUUGUUUAAAAAUAAUAGAAUUGGAAAAAUAAACAUUUUGUAUUAUUUUAUAUUUCUAAACCCAGAGUUCAUUUUUAUAUUGUUAUUUUCCAAAGCUUAAAAUAAAUGUACUUUGGUUGUA
Molecule: messenger RNA, 4736 nt
Organism: Pseudophryne corroboree (corroboree frog)
Lineage: Eukaryota; Metazoa; Chordata; Amphibia; Anura; Myobatrachidae
Gene: PAXIP1
Product: PAX interacting protein 1
Exons: 22
Coding region: 164-4276 (1370 amino acids)
Biological process (GO): positive regulation of transcription initiation by RNA polymerase II
Cellular component (GO): nucleus
Source: RefSeq, a predicted model, not a curated record